Molecule: messenger RNA, 1642 nt
Organism: Andrographis paniculata
Lineage: Eukaryota; Viridiplantae; Streptophyta; Magnoliopsida; Lamiales; Acanthaceae
Product: heavy metal-associated isoprenylated plant protein 35-like
Exons: 3
Coding region: 737-1549 (270 amino acids)
Molecular function (GO): metal ion binding
Source: RefSeq, a predicted model, not a curated record
CCCCUUUCAACCUUUUGAGGUAGAUACUUGUUAUUUCUUUUGUUGGUAUAUAUUUUACUGCAAUUUAUUUACUUCCAAUUUCCAAAUGUUAAUACCCUUCAAAAUAAUGCCCCUUGAGCUAUGGUGUUUGGAUCAUAGAAUCCUAGUUGCCCCUGAAAUAAAAAUUGUCCUAGUAAUGUUCACUGACUAGUAUGAAGAUUAUAUAUUUCUCAGGAUACCCCAGAACUGAAUACUGGUUAAUGUUAGCAGUGGACACUACAUGAAACUGGGUGAGAACUUGAUAGUUCAAUAUCAUAGUAUCAACAAUAAUUUGUCCCCCUUAUUUACAAUGUCCAUUGAAGUUCUAAUAGAAAUUAGUUAAUAUAUACAUUAUUUGGUUGUAUAUGAUGUUAUGUGGUAGCAGGUUUGAGUAACUGUUUCUGGAUCAGUUUUGUUCAAUGUCCUUCAUCAACUGAGAAUAAUUGCACAAACAGCUGGUAUAGGCACAUUAAUGAAACGAUCAUAGAGAUUAAUAAAAUGUCAAGUCAUGAGGGAACUUAACUUGUGUUUCUGGUUUGUCUUACAUAGUCCAGAUUUAGAUCAGUCUUUUCACCCCUUUUCUGCUUUAUUUCUCGGUACUCAAUAGUUAAAUCCAACUACACCUCCCUCCACUGAAGCAACCACUAGGCCAAGUGGGCUCUCCCCUUUCCCUCAUCUCACUCCCAAAACUGCCCUCUUUUCUCUUUACUCAACCUGGAUGGAACAAGCACAGGUUGGUGGUGAUGGCGCCGAACCACCCCUCCAAUACCAGACAUGGACGUUAAGAGUGUCUAUCCACUGUGGGGGUUGCAUGAAGAAAGUAAAGAAAGUGCUCCAAUCCAUCGAAGGGGUAUAUACAAUACAUAUAGAUCCAAAACAGCACAAAGUAACCGUUAAGGGAAAUGUGGACGCCAAUAUAUUGAUCAAGAAGCUGGUGAAGUCAGGGAAACGCGCCAAUCUGUGGACAGAAGAUAGUUUCGAUGACAAAAAAAAUGAGGAACCUGACAAUCCUCCUACAGGAAAUGGUGCUGGAAAGGAAAAUCAAACUGGACAUGAUGAUGACAGGGAGAUGGACGAAACCUCUGGCGAUGAUGGUGGUGGCGAAAAGGCCCCUGCAGCUCAGGGUAGUGCUCCAGGUGGUGCCGGAGCAGGAGCUGGUGGGAAGAAGAAGAAGAAGAAAAAGAAAAAGAAAAAGGUAAACAUUACUUUGCCAAAUGGUGGUGGUGAACCAACAGGUGCAAACACUGGAGGAGCUCCGCCGCCGGCAGAAACCUCCGGCAAACCUGCUGAUCAAACCAGUACAAAUCCUCCAUGUCUGCAAAUCUCGCCAUACCCGCACUCCUACUAUGCUUCUCCAGAUUACAGGAUGAGUUACAACACUACACCACCUACGGCAAGUCUUACUUCUGCAUAUUAUUAUACUUUGCCCAUGCAUUCUUACACAUACUUAGGCCAUCGAAAUUAUCUGCCACUUAUUGAUCGACAUGAUAGUUACUACUGUGAUGAUGAAAGUGAUUGCUCGAUCGUCUAAUAAUACAAUCUUUGCAUGAUAGAAAUGGCGAUAUAAUGUAAUAACAAGAUGUUUUCUCUAUUGCCAUUGCAUACGGUUCAUCAUUUAAUAUCA